AUGUACCAGGCCACUAUGAGUAGCCGCAGAAGUACAUACCGACUGACUUGCAAGCCCUCACUGGUCCCCGCUGCAAUGGCGGCUUCACCCGCUGUAUGGGAAGCGACCGGCCCCCAGAGUAGUGUAGGGCUGAAGGGAUCUUUACCAAGAGUGCCAUACAUGCUUCCAGCUGGGUUGCGACAUGGGCUACCAAACUAUGGCUGGUGUCUGGGCAUGUUUCUCCUCUUCGCGGUUGAUUGA
Messenger RNA from Fusarium poae, 240 nucleotides. RefSeq lists its product as uncharacterized. The coding region runs from base 1 to 240 and encodes 79 amino acids. The transcript is spliced from 2 exons. NCBI's taxonomy places the organism in Eukaryota, Fungi, Ascomycota, Sordariomycetes, Hypocreales, Nectriaceae. The record is from RefSeq and is a predicted model, not a curated record.